AUGACUACUGUUCUCGUUGUUCCUGGGGCCUGGCUCACCAAGGCCUUCUAUGAGCCAUUCCUCCAAGCACUCACCGAAGCUGGCUAUGAUGCUCAGUUCGCCGAGUAUCCCUCUCUGGACCCCGAGGACCCAACCGCUUUCGAUUGCCACGCUGACAGCAAGGCCAUUGCCGCGGUGCUCCGGCCCCUCGUGGAGGAGGAAGGGAAAGACGUCCUGGUACUCAUGCACUCGUACGCUGGCAUGCCCGGCGCAGCAGCUGCAACCGGCCUGGCAAAGACACAGCGGGUGCAACAGGGCAAACGCGGUGGCGUCGUGGGAUUGCUUUUUGUCGGCGCAUUUGUCGUGCCAGAAGGUCUCAGCUGUGCCGGCCUCCAGGGCGGAAAUCUGCCCCCGUGGAUCUUGCUUGACCAGGAUCAAUCAGUGCUGACGCGGGACAAGCCCUCGGCGAAUCUGAAUCUGGCAGAUGACCCGAUCAACAACUUUGCCGCGGAUGUCGAGGGGACUCUGGCCCAGUCCUUGACUGCACAUUCGAAACCACAUGCGACCCUGUCCUUCACCUCCCCCCAGCCCCAUCCAGCCUGGAUGGACGAUGAAUUCAAGGGACGCUUGGCAUCUGUGGUUCUCACGGAAGACCGUGCCGUGCCGAAGGAGGCGCAACUCGGCAUGAUUGCAGCCACGCAGCAGCCGUGGAUCGUCAAAGAGCUGCCGGCCAGUCAUUGUGCACCUUUCCUGAAUCGGAUCGAUGAUACGGUGGCUCUGACACGGGAGAUCCUUGACAAGAUGCUGUAG
This is a messenger RNA of Penicillium diatomitis, 789 nucleotides long. RefSeq lists its product as uncharacterized. The record is from RefSeq and is a predicted model, not a curated record. Lineage: Eukaryota; Fungi; Ascomycota; Eurotiomycetes; Eurotiales; Aspergillaceae. Bases 1 to 789 code for a protein of 262 amino acids. The transcript has 2 exons.